ACCGAGGACGCCAAAUACCAGUGACUACGAGUAGUCUUUAUUUUAUCGCAACGUGACGUGACGGGACAAUACGCGACAAUAUGCGCCGACGCCGUGGCGUCCAGCGUUUACGCGCGCGUGGAUAAAGGCGCGCGUAGAAUCGAACGUCUUGAAGUUGUCCGCCAGCGGUUGGGUAAAAGGAGUGCGCGUGUAGUGGAUAAAGGCGCGUUUGCAGAAUCGGAUGACGCCAAGUUAGUUGCGUGCCAGUCGAUCGGGUAAUAGGAAAGCGUGCGGAAGAAAUGUGAAACGCGCUCGUGCGUGACGAAAACUCGACGCGGAGAUUGUCAGCGAGAAAGGUGUGUGACCCGUGCGACACUGAUCUACACAUACACACACAGAAUGUCUGGUCUGGAAAUGACAAUAAGGUCUGCGGAAAGAACGCGCGAUCCGCAACAGUGGGCGGACGACGCGCAAGUCGAUAGAUCGCUCUAUCUGCUCUUCGAAGAUAUAUCGUACAGCGUACAGAAAAGGAUCUUAUCAAAGGAGAGGAAAACAUUGUUAAACGACCUUAAUGGCGACUUUCGACCGGGCGAACUCACAGCUAUUAUGGGUCUUUCAGGCGCUGGAAAAUCUACAUUAAUGGAUAUCCUAGCAGGUUUUACAACAACCUCAGUUACUGGUAGAAUCAUGAUAAAUGGACAAAAACGAAAUAUGUCGGAAUUUCGUAAAUUAUCCGCCUAUAUAAUGCAGGAUGAUAAUCUGCAACCAUUUUUAACAGUGCAAGAAGCUAUGUUCAUCGCUGCUGAUCUCAAACUAGAUUUAGAUCAUCAUCAGAAAUCGCAAAAGAUCGACAAAAUAUUAGUAGCGAUGGGUCUCGAUGAGUCUCGUUACAUGAUUACUGGCGUACUUAGCGGAGGACAAAGAAAAAGACUCGGCAUCGCACUUGAACUGAUCAACAAUCCACCAGUUAUGUUUUUUGAUGAACCUACGAGUGGUUUAGAUAGCACUUCUUCAAAGCAAUGUCUAGCACUUUUGAAGCAAUUAGCACAAGAAGGACGAACUAUAAUUUGUACGCUACAUCAGCCGAGUGCAAUCCUCUUCAACAUGUUGGAUCAUCUUUAUGUGAUUGCUAAUGGCAAUUGCGUUUACACAGGCAGCACGCAUAAUUUGGUGCCAUAUCUAAAUAGUAUAGGAUUUGUGUGUCCGACACAUUAUGAUCCUGUUGAUUUCUUGAUGGAGAUAUGCAAUGGCGAUUAUGGUCCCCACAUAUCCAAGUUAAUGGAAUUGAUCGAAAAUGGCAAAAGUAAUAAAUGGAGAUCGACGAAAACCGUUUAUUUGAACAAAAGACAAGAAACUAUUACCUCGCAACAGAUCGCUAAAAGAUCAUAUUCCUUCGAAAUAGAAUUCAAACGUACUUCAUAUUGUACAUAUGAUAAUUUUUGGAGGCAACUCUGUAUUCUUAUCAAAAGAAACGUAAUUAGAUUAUUUCGCGAUAAGGUAUUAAUGCUAACACGGAUAUCAAUGCAUUUGACAAUUGCUUUGAUUGUUGGUACAUUAUACUUUAAAAUUGGCCAAGACGCUGCUUAUGUUUUAGACAAUUAUAGUCUAUCAUAUUAUAAUAUUAUGUUUCUCACGUAUAGUGCAUUUAGUGCUACAAUGGUCACGAUUCCUUUGGAAUUACCGAUAUUAAAACGUGAGCACUUCAAUCGUUGGUACAAAUUACGAUCGUAUUAUUUAGCGGGCAAAGUGGCCGAUUUUCUGAUCCAACUUACUUCUACGUUUAUUUAUACAAUCAUAGUAUAUUACAUGAGUGGUCAGCUUCCUGAAAGCAGAAGAUUUGGAUUGUACAUGCUCAUGUGUUUCGUUAUCAGUCUAGUUGGUCAAACGAUUGGAUUCAUUAUAGGGUGUUCGCUAAAGAUCCAGAAUAGCGUAAUUUUUGGACCAUUUGCAAUUAUGCCGUUCGUUGUGCUCAGUGGUUUUUUUGUACAUACUAAAGACGUGAAUCCCUACUUUGUUUGGCUAUUUGACAUAUCAUUCUUCAAAUAUGCUUUCGAAGGAAUAUUAAUGGUGGUUUAUGGUGUUUGGCAAAAUGCUGAAAGCAAACGACACAACAAGAAUACUGGACAAUGACUGCAAGAUCCAUAUGCAAGAAUCGAAAAAAUUAUUGAAAUUCGACAAGUCGCAAAACUCGCAU
This is a messenger RNA of Atta colombica, 2173 nucleotides long. RefSeq names its product ATP-binding cassette sub-family G member 1-like. Gene Ontology annotation, cellular component: plasma membrane. The record is from RefSeq and is a predicted model, not a curated record. Gene Ontology annotation, molecular function: ATP hydrolysis activity; ABC-type transporter activity; ATP binding. NCBI's taxonomy places the organism in Eukaryota, Metazoa, Arthropoda, Insecta, Hymenoptera, Formicidae. The transcript has 10 exons. The coding region runs from base 379 to 2109 and encodes 576 amino acids.